Messenger RNA from Caenorhabditis auriculariae, 3870 nucleotides. The record is from the annotation of a GenBank genome assembly. Lineage: Eukaryota; Metazoa; Nematoda; Chromadorea; Rhabditida; Rhabditidae.
AUGUGUGAUGGUCCCUUUCUCAUAAUUUUCCCGGCCGUGCUUUGGUUGUGGCUUAGGCUCGACAAUUUGUGUGUGUCGGUGUGCCUCCCGCGGAGAUGCGCCGCCACGUCUUCAAGGCCGACCGCCACGUCUUCUCUCGGUCUCUGUCUCGACGGAAGAGAUCUGGGCGUGCCGCUGGUGGGAAACCCGAAACGAACGCUGGAACGCUUCUCGAACUCCCCAGCCAGUCGGUUGGCAUCAGCAGUGAUAUGGAGCUGGGCGAAUUAUCAAUGAGAUUAGACUGUUCAGAAAUCUUGGCUGGGAAAAGGAAGUUUGAGAUGAUAAUGACACUUUUAGGUCGUUUUGAUUCUGAGUUGUGAUCGUUGAAGAACCAGGAGAAAUUCCUGAAAAUCUUCUAGUUUGGUCUGGCUCUCAGAAUUCGAUAUGGGAUCUGAAAACGAUCUAUUCAAAAAAUGCUCGUUAUUUUGAAACUUUUGGUUAGGAAGGAAUGAAGUUUAAAAUCAGAAUUCUGACUAAUUUUUCAAAAAAUUCGAAUUCGUUAAGUUUAUUAAGUUUCCUUGGCUUCUUUUAUUCUGAAAUGGUGAGGCGAAGGUGGAAAAAAAUUGAUAAAACUUGAAGUCUAAGAGCUUCUAAUUGAAUUAUAAUCAAAAUUGAUUAAAAAAUUGACUUAUUUGAAAGAAAAAAAUCUCCGAAAAGCGUCAAAAAUUCCUUUUUUGAACUCGUCUUGAGAGAAAAAAAAAUUAGAGCGUCAGAUCUCAAAAAUUCUUCAAGUUGUUUUCUCAUAUUUAAUUAUAUUAUAGUCCAAAUGUAUUACAGUAACUAUCAGAAAAUUUUUUAUCAAUUUCUUAAAAUUUCCCUUGUUCUUGCAAGAUGAAAAUGACACCUUUCUGACCAGGAAGGUCGUUUUACUUUGCGGUUACUGUUUCUAUAAAAAACAGCCACUCCUUAAUCUACCAGAAGGAGGUGAUGAAAGUCGUAAACUGCACAGUUUGCUAAUUUCCAAAAAUUGACACUUAAAAAAUAAAGCAAAUCGAUGAAAAAUCGCUAAAAGGAGAAAUUUUCGAAAUUUGAGUCAUUUUUUCUAAAAACUAGAAGUUUUCUGCAGUCUGAGACUUCCUAGACUUUCAUAAGUAAGAAAAAAAUAGCUGAAAUUUUGAAAAGGUCCAAAAAAAGUAUUUUGAUGGUUUUCCUUGAUUUUGACAAGGUUCCUUUUUCUGAAAAAUGUAGCUCAGGUGUAGUAGACUCGCUGGGGAUUUUCUGGUACUCCGAAAGAAUAUUAUGACCCAAUUUUACGGAAAAGCAAAAUUACUAUAUUACACUUUCAUAAGAAUUCCAGAAACUCACCAAAAAACCGAUCAAAAUUCUGUAAUAUCCCCGUAAAUCUUCUUUUUUUUCUCUUCUUUCACACAUUUCGGUGGAAACACCUUGAAACGGUUUUGUUGCGAUUAUCCUGCACUGAACUGAGCAAUUACACGGUAAUUGCGAACAAUUACCGAUUUUUAUGACCGCUUCUUUUGGGUUCCGAUAGCUGUAAAAGUUACUUCACGAAAAGAAAAAGUUUUGGCGAAGAAAAUGGGACUUUUUCUAUUUUUUCCGGGAAGAAAACCUCUAAAAAAUAUUUUUCAUAUAAUAUGAAAAAUGUUGUAAUCAAGCUUUUCAAAAAAAUAUGGGAUUGAACGUUUUUUCUAAAAAAACUUUUUUUAAUUUUUUUGAGCUAAAAUAUUACUUUCUGAGAAAAAUAAAUUUUUUUACACCCGAUUCUGCAAUAAAAAUCCAAGACCACGGGAACCAAUAAAUCAUAUUUCGGAGAGAUGGCAAAAAAGUCCAAAAAAAGUGCGCGCCGGGGGCAAUUCUUGCCAAGGCCGUUCGGCAUCAAAGAACGAUCUGACCAGGAAAUGACGUCAUCGUUCAUUUUCUGCAAAAGGUUGGAAAAAAAAAUUCAGUAGGAAAUUCGACAGGUUGUUUGGAAAAAAAAAUUUUUUAGACCGUUUCUAAGAUUUUAUAUGAUUUAAUGAUAUUUGGAGGCCAAACUGACCUUUUAGGAAAAUUUUAAAGUUCAAACUUACCAUUACGAAAAUUCGCAUGCUGUAAUAUGCGGACUAUCCUUUAUCAUGGUUAUUUUUCGGAAUUUUUUUCCAGUCUUUGAAAAAUUUGAGCUUUCUGGACUAAAUUUUAAUAGUAAAAAAAGUGUUUUUGAGCUUUAUUUGACUUUUUGUUAUGAGCAGAAGGAUUUUUGAAAGAAACUUUUUUUAAAAAGUACGAAAUUGACAGAAAAAAAUAAAAAAAUUUUUUCAAAAAAAAUGACCGUACUUUAAAACCGUACGCGAAUUGAAAAAAAAACUACAAUUUACCGACGAAGCUUGACAGUUUCAGAAAAAUUAAAAUCAACUAUCUUCGAUAUACCAACCAGGCCACGCCUUUUUAAUUUUGAAUUUUCCCGAAUUUCAAAAUUAAACAUUUAUUAUAAAUUUUCACGCUAUCCUGAGCAAUAACUACCGUAAUCCAUUUUUCGCAUCACCUGUUCAUUUUCUGAAUUCAAAUGCGAUGCUCGUUCACCGCAAGGGGAAAAAAUGUCUCGCGACCUGGACAAAGAACAUUUGAAGGGGCGGAGCCGUUUUUGAAAUGUGCGCCACGGACAAAUUUGAAAUUCCCACCACGCCUCCUUUCAUCCAAUUCUACAGUAAUCCUUUGAUUUUUGAGAGAUUUGGCCAUUUUCGGCAACGACAUAAUGGUGGAUUGGAACUUGGUGGAAUGAGGUUUUUUGAAAAAUGUUUUGGGACCGCGGGGAGCGCUAACAUGAGCAAUAGGGAUGGGUGUUGAGGUUUAUUUUUCUGUUUAGGGUGUUAUUUAUUUUGGAAGGGAAUUUUUUGAGGAAAUGGUCCUGGUGUGGUUUAGAAGGUAGUGAGUGAAAAAUAGAGUUAUUGAAUUUUUUAGAAUUGGCAGACUUCUGAAUUUUCCAAGUGACCACUUGAGUGCCUAGAUUUUUUUUAGUCAGUUUUCCUUUUAGAAGUUCAUUUGAUUUUAUAUUUUGAAGAUGAAGCUUUCAUUUUAGUAGUAUAUAUGUACUGAUAGUCUAACCUUGAGCCCAAGUAAUUUGUUUUUUUACAAAAAUUUUUUUUUUGGUUCUUUGCGCUGAAAAAAAUUAUCAUUAUGAACUUUGGAGAAGUUUGAAUUUUUUUAAAGGCUUUCCGAUGGUCUGUAAUCCAUUUACCAUUAGAAAAACAAUUCAUGAGCUAUUUGGCAAUUUUCUUUCUGCAGUCGCUUAUCUCAGAAAGGUUCUCAUUGUCCUGUUUUUUAAGCUAGAAGAGAAUUAAAUUGAACUAAGAAUUUUUUUCAGAUUUUAAGAUCUUAUAGACUAGGCCCUAAUUUUAUCUACUUUUUUUAAACAGACUAGGCCCUGAGCAAUUUUUAUGAUCCCAUAUGGGUCUUUGACAUUAUCAAGACCUCAAGGGCCCUUAAGUGAUCCCUUGAAACUCCCAGGAGUAUCAGCCUUAAAGUGGCCACUUCAAGGCCCCUGUUAACGCCACCCACGACGUCAUCGAAUCAAUCAUCGCUCAAACUUCCAUUUUUUUGAUCAUCGUUCGAAUCCCCCCUCUGGUCCGACUCAACCCGCCGAUGACGCUAAUUCCUCGUCGUCGUCGCUGUGGCGGUGCCAGGCCCUCGCGAACACUUCAGAAUUUGACGGAGACGGACGGGGAUGGACAGUCCAACGGUUGUGGAAGUAAGGAGAGGCGAGAACGAAUGGGCAAGGGGAGGCGAAAAGACGACCUUCGUCUUCUUCUUCUUUCGUCGAUGCGUCGGGAAACAACAACUUUGAGUGCCGCCGCGGCUUUGGAAUAUCUUUUCCGAUUGGUUCGAGUGGUCACUUGA